GCGUGUUCAAUUGAAUUAAGACUUGUGUUGCUGUCGCAAGUUGACUAAACUCAUCUGAGGAGUCUUUACGAGUCAAUUCAAAGACACUUCGAAGUAUAUAAGCCAUCAUCAUGGCCAGCGUGGUGUGGAGACCAGUAUCACUUCGCUUUUCCAAUUUGUUUGUUGCAGGGGCUUUUCAGACUACAAACAGGCUGAAAUCAGACAUAGGGAAGAUAAACUGGGAACAAACAACCAGCCAUGGUAAAUACAAGGGAAUUGAAAAUCUUCCAGGACCAAGCUUGGCAACUACAGUGUACUGGCUUUUCGGAAAGGGGUAUUCGGACAAGAGUCACGCAAUGCAGGUCGAGCACAAGAAGCUGUAUGGGCCGAUCUGGCGUUCCCGGUUCGGUCCCUUUGAAGUGGUUAAUGUGGCGACUGCAGACCUGAUAGCCCAAGUGAUCCGACAGGAGGGGAGGUACCCAGUCCGUACCGACAUGCCACAUUGGAAGGAAUACCGUGACCUGAGAGGGCAAGCAUACGGCCUGCAUGUGGAUACAGGACCAGAGUGGUACAGAAUCCGCAGCGUCUUGAAUCCCAAGAUGCUGAAGCUGCACGAGGCAUCAGCUUAUGCUCCGGUGAUCAACAAGGUGGUCUCUGACCUUCUACAACGAAUCUACAGUCUCCGUCAGCGCAGUCCAGAUGGCACUAGGGUCAGCAACCUGACGGACGAGCUUUACAGAUUUGGGUUUGAAGGCAUCUCCUCCAUCCUGUUUGAGACACGCCUGGGCUGCUUGGACGAGGAGAUUCCCCCCGACACGCAGAGGUUCAUUCAGGCUGUGGGGGAGAUGCUCCGCCUCUCGGAGCCCGUCCUGUUCUUCCCCAGGUGGACCCGCUCCUUUCUGCCUUUCUGGGAGAAGUUUGUGAGCUCCUGGGACGACCUCUAUGAUGUUGCAAAGAGGCUGAUUGAUAAAAAGGUGAAGGAGAUGAGCGAGAAAAUUGAAAAAGGUGAAACUGUAGAGGGGAUGUACCUCACCUACCUGCUGUCCUCCAAAAAACUGUCGCUGGACGAAAUCUAUGUCAGCAUCACAGAACUACUGCUGGGAGGAGUGGACACGACAUCAAACACCAUGUCCUGGACUCUGUACCACCUGGCCAGAGACCAGCGUGUUCAAGAUCGUCUGUACCAAGAAAUCACCUCUGUUUGCCCCGGACUCCAGGUUCCCACUACAGAUGACCUUUCCAAAAUGCCAUAUUUGAAGGCCAUCAUCAAAGAGAUCCUUAGGUUGUACCCCGUGGUUCCAGGAAAUGGUCGACUAACCGUAGAAAAUGAAGUUAUCGUGGAUGACUACUGGUUCCCAAAGAAGACACAGUUUCACCUUUGCCACUAUGCUGCCAGCCAUGAUGAGACCGAAUUCCCGGAUCCCGAGAGGUUCCUGCCCGAACGCUGGUUGAGGGGAGGAGAGAGGUACCAGCACCACCCUUACAGCUCCAUCCCGUUUGGGGUGGGAGUCCGGGCCUGCGUGGGCAAGAGGGUGGCCGAGCUGGAGAUGUACUUUGCACUGUCACGGCUGAUGCAGCACUUUGAGGUUCAACCAGAAGUGGGGUCGGGCGUCCUGGAGCCCAAAACCCGCACACUCAUGAUCCCUGGGGGUUCCAUCAACCUGCACUUCGUUUCCAGGAAGUAAAGGAAGAGCAUGAGAGCAGCUGUAGAGCUUUUCGGUAUGCAAAAGACAUGGGAGAUGAUGGGUAAAAGAGGGACAUGUAAUGGGACAUUACUGUUAACUUUAAAGGCAGAUUACAACAGAACUGUAAAUUGUAAUCCAAGUAUCCACACAUUUCAUCUCCAGUCAACACUUUUUUAAUAGGUUUUGUUUUUAAAACCUCAACUUCAGCAAAACCCAACUGAUGCUAAAGUACAAAGUACAAUUAAAUGCAGAAAUUGGAUUUGUGUGGAGCAAAAGGCUGAUUUUCUGAUACAGUUGCUUUGUUAAGCAUAUUUGCAGUGACUACAGUAGAUUAAACUAUCAUUUGCUAAUUGACAUAUAAUACCUGUAUUUAGAACUUUCAUACCUGGGAACAGUCUUAUCAGCUUUUUAAGGUUACUAGGAAUUGAUUAGGAGUUUUGGCUGCUGGAUUUUAUUACAGUUUCAUUUUCAUCACUGUGUAGUUCAAGACAGACAUGUCCUGUAUAUCUGAGUCAAUUCAGUUUUUAACUAAAACCAGUCUGGAAGCAGGUAAUUAGGACAAAUUGUUGUAUAUAGCCAUGUAAUGAGUGCUGGCAAAGCAAUCUAAAAACACAAUUUCCAUAAAGUAAAAGGGCAGUAAUAAGUAUCAAAGCAGAUAUUAACUUGAACACACACAUUUGUACAUUUGUAGUCUUAUAAAUGUUGACGAAUGUGGUUUUAAAGUUUACCAAGCUUUUACCAAUUUUUAAUCUACACUAUAAAGAGGUUUUCAGCACAUUUAAUUAAAUGUUUUAACCUAAAACACACAGACCACCAAAACAUUUGUUUACUAAGAGCAGAACGUCAGGUCAGGAAAAGUAAGAAAGAUUUUCCUUGAUGGUUUGAUUCCCAUCAAGUGAUGUCUAACAAUUACUUUAGAGUCAAAGUAAGGGUCAGUGUGUCUGUGGAAAGUGGGGGGAAAACAUAGUAUCUAGACAUAAACCUGGGCAUAAAAUGCAAGCUGCACACAGAAAGAUCUCCAGGCAUCAAGAGCUGUGAGGCAGCAGGGCAAACCUCCAUGAUGGUACAGUAUGUCAUUCCCAUUGUUACAAUCAUAUAACGAUUCUAGGAUCCCAUCUAGCUACAGUAGUAAUACAGUACUGGAGAAGAAGUCACAUUAAAUAUUCUCUGCCUGGGUUUUCUCCUUAAAAUGUUAGGAUACAUGGAAGAAUAUGAACGUUGAAUAAUUAAACAAUCGAAAAAAAUAAAAUGCAUUCAAAUAUUUGUCACAAUUUUGAAGGAAAAAGUUGUUACACAGUUAAGUGGAUUUCAUGUAAGGUGGCUGCUGUUCUAAAUGAUGAAUUGUCCAUCCAAUCAUGUGUAAAACAUCAAUCAUCCAGUGAGCUCCUUAACGGCAGAGUUCGGGUUUCAUAAACCAAUGCAACAUUUUAAAAAAACAGAAACAUAGAAUACCACAUGAUUUUAAACUUUGGAAGUGUUGGUGUACCUUUGAAUAUUUUCUGUCUAUGCUUUGCUUUAGCUUGUACUUUUAUCUCUUUGUCAUACUGUUUGUCAUUCUCUUUGUCUGUUUGUGGAAUAUUUGCUCACACCAUUUUAGUUUCUUUAUUUCAGAUAGAAAUUGAUCAAUACUUAGCUUUUUAUUUAUAUUAUAGAUAGCUGAAAGCUAUUCCUUUACCACUCCCGCAAUAUGCACAAACAAUCUACUUUUUAUUGUUAUGUGAUGAUUGCCUUCACAUUUAUCGCAGUUACUGUGAAUUAUGUCGUUUCCCAUGAUGCAGAUCUUGGCUGCAUUCCUAGUGUAGAGCCCAGUGCAGGGAGCUCAGGAAAUUGGACUCUAACCUCCUGUCAAGGCACAUUAUCUCUCUGGGCAGUAGGGUUAGAAAUAUACUUUGACAGUGUAGAAUCAUCUGCACUUCAGUAAGCCCUAGUCAAUGUGUGAGCUGUAGUUAGUGGAAGACUAUAUUUUUUGUAGUAGUCAGGAUAGGUGUAGAGAGGUGUGAAAUGAAACCUACAAUGAAGAGAGAAUUUAGAAGAAAAGUAGUCUGUCGUUAA
Lepisosteus oculatus (spotted gar) is the source of this 3716-nucleotide messenger RNA. It is a transcript of the gene cyp27a2, whose product is annotated as cytochrome P450 family 27 subfamily A member 2. The record is from RefSeq and is a predicted model, not a curated record. NCBI's taxonomy places the organism in Eukaryota, Metazoa, Chordata, Actinopteri, Semionotiformes, Lepisosteidae. Gene Ontology annotation, biological process: cellular response to peptide hormone stimulus; C21-steroid hormone biosynthetic process; cortisol metabolic process. Gene Ontology annotation, cellular component: mitochondrial inner membrane. Gene Ontology annotation, molecular function: monooxygenase activity; iron ion binding; oxidoreductase activity, acting on paired donors, with incorporation or reduction of molecular oxygen.